Molecule: messenger RNA, 938 nt
Organism: Leptinotarsa decemlineata (Colorado potato beetle)
Lineage: Eukaryota; Metazoa; Arthropoda; Insecta; Coleoptera; Chrysomelidae
Product: farnesol dehydrogenase
Source: RefSeq, a predicted model, not a curated record
GCGUAACAUCACAAACAAUAUUUGUUAGGACCCUCUCCGCCCUUAAAGAACUGAUAAAAUGGAUAGGUGGAUUGGUAAGGUGGCUAUCAUCACGGGGGCCAGCUCAGGUAUAGGAGCAGGAAUUGCAAAAAAAUUGGUAGAAGAAGGAAUGACGGUAGUGGGGUUGGCCAGGCGCAUAGACAAAAUGGAAGAGUUAGCUCGAACACUUUCCGGAAAACGAGGAUACCUCUACCCCGUGAAAUGUGAUAUCACAGUCGAAUCUGAUAUUCUGGACGCCUUUCAAUACGUGAAGAAUAAUUUGGGGCCCAUUCACGUAUUGGUAAACAAUGCGGGGGUAGCAAAAAAUACAACUUUGAUGGACGGAGAUACUGAAAGCUGGAAACAAAUUUUGGAUGUUAAUGUGAUGGGACUAGCGAUUACAACGAGGGAGGCUAUCAAGGAUAUGAUUGAGAAUCAAAUUGAUGGACAGAUAAUCAAUAUUAACAGUGUGUUUGGACACCGAGUAAGCCAGAAUGUGCCACUGAAUAUAUACCCAGCGAGCAAAUUUGCUGUGACUGCUUUUACUGAGUCUCUGAGAUACGAAUUCUGUAAUGCUAAGUCUCGAAUCAAAGUCACUAGUUUGAGCCCGGGAUUUGUCGUAACAGAAAUAUUCGAAGCCAGUGGAAUCAGUGCUGAGAGUCUAGCAGAAUUAUUUGAAGGAAACUUACCUGCCUUAAACCCAGAAGAUAUCGCCGCCGCAGUGAUUUAUAUUUUAUCUACUCCACCUAAUGUUAUGGUAACCGAAUUAGGAAUACAACCUGUUCACCAAGUCGCUUGAAAUAUAUAGAAAAUAUUUUCAUUAGAAUAGGAGAAACAUAGUGAAAUCAAGAAAUCCAAUGAUAGUAUUUGAAGUUAAUGAACUGCAUGUCCAAAUGAAACAAAAAAUAAAUAACAUGAUA